Eimeria mitis is the source of this 972-nucleotide messenger RNA. RefSeq lists its product as uncharacterized. Lineage: Eukaryota; Apicomplexa; Conoidasida; Eucoccidiorida; Eimeriidae. Gene Ontology annotation, molecular function: long-chain fatty acid-CoA ligase activity. The record is from RefSeq and is a predicted model, not a curated record. Gene Ontology annotation, cellular component: membrane; endoplasmic reticulum.
AUGCUGACGAACGAAAACGUCCUAGCCUCCUUAGACACGCUGACAGACUGGCGGGCGAGGGUUCUUUCUAUUGUGGAAGGGGAUAGGGUACUCUGUAUCGACUCCCUUGCUUCCAUUCACCAGCGCGUGCUGCACCUCGCAGUCGUUGAUGCUGGAGCAACCGUGGCCUUUGCUCGUAGCGGAUUUCUAACACUGGGGGAAGACCUCGCAGCCCUCCAGCCAACCAUAGUUGCUGCCUCGGGAGGCAUUUUGCCCAUGUUGCAUUCGGCAGCGAAGCGGACGCUGAAGAGCUUGGGCCGGCUGCGCCGAUUUUGGGUUUUACUCAAGCUGAAGUGGAGGGCCCGAAAGUAUUGGCAGAUGGGGGACUUUGAAAUCUUAUCGCGACUGCAGCCGUUUGAAGAACUGAAAGCUCAACUGGCCUCCGUGCACACCAUCAUUGCUGCGCCGGCUUUGGUUUCGAGCGAACUCAUAAAGGAGUUGCAGCUGUUGUAUUCAGUAAUUAUUGUGCAUCACAAGGGACGGUUCCAUGCGGAGACGGGAAUAGCGUUUUCUAGUCGAGAGCAAAAUCGCAUUUUCAGCACAAGGGACGGUUCCAGAGGCGCCGGCGAGGUGGGCACCCCUCCAGCGUUUGACAGGGUGCGUGCUGCUCCCCUGGGGUGGCCGUCUCCAGUGGUUGCAGUGGAGUUGGAAGAGUUAUCUUCAGCAGAUAAAGCAAAUGCAGUUGACUAUCACGGCGAGGAAGUGCCAGGUAGAAGAGCGAGGGAAUCAUCGCUUGUUUUGAAAAUCCCCAAAGACGAUAGUAAUCAAGAUAUUCUAAGCAUUAGCAACAGCCGCAGCCUCCUCGGCAGCCGCAAGAAACACGGCGUCACAGAGGGAGAGAUCGUUAUCCAGGGCCCUUGCGUUUCCGUCGAAGGGGAUAGGACAACUGUUCCGGACUGCCUCUGUUCAGAGAGGGGAGAACAUAGAAUUUGA